UUUGGGACUGCUAUGAGGAGCUGCCGACUCUGAACACUUUUUCUACAGUCACAUCAUUUAGCUCUCGAUAAGAACAUCCAAGAUGCCUGCCUUUAAAAAGCUGUUGAGCGGUGUCACAUUGUGGACGUGGAGAAGAAGUAGAUGGAUAAAUCGACGCGGAGAUGCAGCAUUUUCCUCAUGCAGGCCAAAGGUGUGUGUUGUUGGCAGUGGCCCAGCAGGAUUCUACACAGCACAGCACUUGAUCAAAGGCCGUCAAGAUGUUGAGGUGGACAUUUACGAGCAACUACCCGUUCCUUUUGGCCUUGUCAGAUUCGGUGUUGCUCCUGAUCAUCCAGAAGUGAAGAAUGUCAUCAACACAUUCACACAGACAGCCAAACAUGCACGCUGUAAUUUCUACGGAAACGUGAACGUCGGGAAAGAUGUGAGCGUUCAAGAGCUUCAAGAGGCGUACCAUGCAGUAAUACUAAGUUACGGCGCAGAGGGAAACAGGAGGAUGGGGAUACCUGGAGAAGAUUUGGCCGGUGUUUACUCCGCCAAAGAUUUUGUGGGCUGGUACAAUGGCGUCCCAAGCUGUCGAGAGCUCAGCCCCGACCUGAAUUGUGAAACAGCAGUCAUUUUGGGACAGGGAAAUGUGGCUUUGGACAUCGCGCGAAUAUUAUUGUCACCUACUGACAUUUUAAAGAAGACCGACAUCACUCAGCCUGCCCUUGAAGCUUUGACAGAGAGCAAGGUCCGCAGGGUGCUUAUCGUCGGCAGGAGAGGACCCAUGCAGGUUGCGUGCACUAUCAAGGAGCUUCGAGAAAUGGUGAAGCUACCAGGCACCAGACCCGAGCUGGUGCAAGCCGAUUUUGAGGGCGUCGCUCAGGCACUUCCAGACUUACCCAGACCGAGAAAACGUCUCACGGAGUUGAUGUUCAAGGCAGCCGUCGAGCCUCCAGCAAAGGACGAACAGGAAAGAAGAAGCAAAGCCUCACGUAGUUGGGGACUUCGAUUCUUCCGAAGCCCUGCCAUGGUUCUUCCUAAUCCCGACGGCACCAAGGCAGCCGCCAUCCGAUUGGCAGUCAACAAACUGGAGGGUUCAGGUGAGGCUGCUCGUGCGGUGCUCACUGACGAGGUAGAGGAUGUGACCUGUGGCCUUGUCAUUAGCAGCAUUGGCUACAAGAGCCUCCUCAUUGACCCAUCGGUGCCGUUCGACUCUGGUAAAGCGAUAGUCCCGAACCAAAUGGGCCGUGUUCAACAAGCUCCAGGUCUUUAUUGUAGCGGGUGGCUUAAAACAGGCCCAACAGGUGUGAUCGCCACCACUAUGAAUAAUAGCUUUGACACUGCACGAUCCCUAAUGGAAGACUUGGAUUCAGGGAACUUGGACAUGUCUGCUGCUAAGUCUGGGGCACAACGUAUUAGAACUCUACUUGAGCAAAGAGGAGUGAAGCCUGUGACCUUCUCGGAUUGGGAAAAGAUUGACAGUGUGGAGGUGAAGAGGGGUGAAUCAACUGGAAAACCCAGAGAAAAACUGCUGACUGUGGAGAAUAUGCUUCAGGUGGCAUGGGCUUGAUCAUCAUGGACAAUUUCACAAUAAAAAUGUGGGUGUGGGGCGUGGGGUACAUUUUGAAGAAGCCAACCACAUCAGAUACAGGAAAUGUGUAUUAUGACAAUAUCAUGCAUUAAAUGAAUUUGAAUAUGAUCCCACGAGCUACAUUGUUUAUCUAUAUAAAAUAUUACAAUUACAUUGUCUUCAUUGUGGCUAAUGUAUAUCUGUAAACAAUUUGAUCCUAAAAAAACUACAUGACAAUAAUCAAAGUUUAAUGCACAUGGCACCACAAUAAAAUAUUUUCAUUUUA
Messenger RNA from Hippocampus zosterae (dwarf seahorse), 1838 nucleotides. It is a transcript of the gene fdxr, whose product is annotated as ferredoxin reductase. Gene Ontology annotation, biological process: ubiquinone biosynthetic process. Gene Ontology annotation, cellular component: mitochondrion. Bases 83 to 1552 code for a protein of 489 amino acids. The record is from RefSeq and is a predicted model, not a curated record. NCBI's taxonomy places the organism in Eukaryota, Metazoa, Chordata, Actinopteri, Syngnathiformes, Syngnathidae. The transcript has 12 exons.